Messenger RNA from Spodoptera littoralis (African cotton leafworm), 717 nucleotides. Lineage: Eukaryota; Metazoa; Arthropoda; Insecta; Lepidoptera; Noctuidae. The record is from the annotation of a GenBank genome assembly.
AUGCCAUUGACUGAGGAUCUUGAAGACUUAGCAGAAAUAGCUCGAGAGUACUUUACCGGUCGCUACACUCAUGCCAUAUUCUCCAAAGAGGGAGGAUGGCCCAAAGUGAUCGAGGAACAGGUCGCGAAGGUCAGCAAAGAACAAGGGUUCAAUGAAUCCCGGCUGCCACCUUUUACUGAAGAAGAAGUCAACUUAAUCAGAGGGUCCUACGAUUUCUUCGGCAUGAACCACUAUACUUCAAAACUGGUGCGGUACACAAAACCAGGGGAGAAAACCACCUCAGCGCUUUUCACAUCUAUUUACGAAUUCAAUGCUACACUCGUCACUGACCCGACUUGGAAGCGUGGACAGACCGAUUACAUGGUGACGUAUCCUCAAGGUAUAAGAGCCCAAAUGGAAUGGGUGAGGAAGCAAUAUGGAGACAUUGAGAUCCUGAUCACAGAGAACGGGUACGCCACGGGAGAACCCAUCAUAGAUGAUGACGAAAGGGUAGAUUAUGUCAAAUCAUACUUGAAUGAGGUCCUUUUGGCUAUCCAAGAAGGUAUCAAAGUUAUUGGAUACUCCUACUGGUCUCUGAUGGAUAAUUUCGAGUGGGGCAGUGGAUACUCGUCAAAGUUCGGUAUUUACCAAGUGGACUUCGAGGACCCCGAGCGCACGCGCACUGCGCGUAAAUCUGCGCGCUACAUCGCGGACAUCAUCAAAAAUAGAGUCCUGUAA